AUGGCUCGGCGCGUGAGCCCGCGCGAAGCGGAGGACGCGGAGCGCAAGCUACGGCAGCUGUCGCGCGCGGGCGGGAACCGCUACUGCGCCGACUGCGGCGCUUCGUCGCCCAACCACGUCGUGCUUGCGUUGGGCACGUUUGUGUGCCCGCUGUGCGCGGGCAUCCACCGCGACGCGUCGCGCAAGGGCGUGCGCAACAUCGACUCGGCCACCUUCUCUAUGGACGACGCCUACCGCAUGGAGGACCGCGGCAACGACUUGGCGAGGAGGAGGUGGAUGGCGAGGUGGAGCCCCAAGGACUACCCGGAGCCCCAGCCCGGCGAUAAGGAAACUAUCAGAGAGUUUAUCUGGCUCAAGUAUGACGGCAGCUGGGCCGCGAAGAGCUUGGCCCCUGCCACAGCUAGUAGGAGGGAGGAUAGGGGAAGAGAGAGGGACAGGGACAGAGACAGAGAGAGGGAUGAUAGGCCAAGAGACAGGGAUAGAGACAGGGACAGGGACAGGGACAGGGACAGGGACAGGGACAGGGACAGGGACAGGGACAGGGAUUAUAGAGAUCGCAGGGAUAGAGACCAUGACCGUGCCCCUGUGCGUCCGUUGCGUGAGAGGGAUUAUGAUGUCGACCGCCAUCGCGAUAGGGAUGUGCGUGACCGCGAUUAUGCCUACGACCGCGACCAUGGUCGCGAUGCUCGCUCGGACCGUGCCCGGAGACCUUCGAGAUAUCGUGACGACGAAGUCGACGAGGAGGAGGACGAUCAUCGCCGCCGCCGUGAGGAAAGGAAGAAGAAGAAGAAGAAGAAGAAGAAGUCGAGCAAGAAAAAGUCACAGAAGAGCAAGUAUGUUGAAUCAGAGACCGAGUCUGAGACAGAGGAGGAUACCGAUGAUGAGACUGACAGCGAAACUGAGAGUGAAGAGGAUGAUAGAAGGAAGAAGAAGAGCUCCAAGAGGAAGAAGAGUAAGAAGAAGGAUAAGAAGAAAACUUCGAGUCGCUCCGCCCCGGCCUUUGCGGGCUCUAUUGACGACUUGAUUCAUCAGAACCAGUCGGCGGGCGCUGGAUCUGCGAGUAUGGGUAUGGGCGGCGGUGGCUUUGGAAAUGUCAUUCAGACGCCCAUGGGACCCGCGGUUAUGACGCCGCAGGGACUUAUGCCGCCGGCUAUGGCCGCCCAAAUGAUGCAUGGUGGCAUGGGUGGCGGUAUGGGAGGUGCCAUGGGCGGCAUGAAUGGUAUGGGCGCCGUGAACGGCAUGGGCGGCAUGGGAGCCAUGGGCGGAAUGCAGGGCAUGCAAGGAGGGAUGGGCGGCGGAAUGGGUAUGAUGGGAGGCAUGCCGAACGGCAUGGGCAUGGGUCCUGGAAUGGGGUCCGGUUUUGGCGAGGCAUCGAGCUCUGCAGUUUCCCAGGGCGCCCCGCUUGCGCUCCCUGCGCCGCCGAGUGCUGAGGCGAAUAUGGCAAGGGCUAAUGGCGCUGGUGAUGAUGACGUGCUCAAUGCCCUAGGCCCGAUCCAAACUCUCAACAUCAGCGACAACCCGCCGAGCGGCGGAGCGAUGAAUGGCAUGGCGGGCAUGGGAAUGGGAAUGGGAAUGGGUGCAAUGAAUGGCGGUAUGCCAGGAACGGGCGCAAUGAACGGUGCUAUGCCUGGAAUGGGUGGCAUGGGAGCGAUGGGCGGCAUGUCAGGAAUGGGAGGCGGGAUGGGUUCAAUGAAUGGGGGUGUUGGUGUCGCUAGCGGAGGGAUGGGCGGGAUGGCUGGCUCGUCGGCGAUGAAUGGGGCGGCGGGCGGUGCCCCAGCAAAUCCUUUUGGACCCAGCGCAAGCGCCGGAGCCGGCUCGACAAACCCGUUCGACGAUUUUUGA
Molecule: messenger RNA, 1842 nt
Organism: Chondrus crispus (carragheen)
Lineage: Eukaryota; Rhodophyta; Florideophyceae; Gigartinales; Gigartinaceae
Exons: 1
Coding region: 1-1842 (613 amino acids)
Molecular function (GO): GTPase activator activity
Source: RefSeq, a predicted model, not a curated record